Molecule: messenger RNA, 3723 nt
Organism: Gekko japonicus
Lineage: Eukaryota; Metazoa; Chordata; Lepidosauria; Squamata; Gekkonidae
Gene: PLEKHA8
Product: pleckstrin homology domain containing A8
Exons: 14
Coding region: 157-1722 (521 amino acids)
Biological process (GO): ceramide transport; intermembrane lipid transfer
Cellular component (GO): cytosol; cytoplasm; membrane
Molecular function (GO): ceramide 1-phosphate transfer activity; ceramide 1-phosphate binding
Source: RefSeq, a predicted model, not a curated record
GACAGGGAGGCGGGCCGGUCUUCUCCCAGCCCCAGGAUGGCCCCAAGUGUCAGCGGCUCAGCUGUGGGGCUAAAGGGGCGGCAGAGGGCAUAGACGGUUCCUGGGGAAGAUAUUUCCCCUGUCCUAAGCAGAUCUGGAUGGGGGGCCUUUGUCACCAUGGAUGGGGUACUAUACAAAUGGACCAACUAUCUGAGCGGCUGGCAACCUCGAUGGUUCCUUCUUGGAGGAGGGGUGUUGUCCUAUUACGACUCACGGGAAGAUGCUUGGAAAGGUUGUAAGGGAAGUAUCCAGAUGGCAGUAUGUGAAAUUCAAGUUCAUUCUACAGAUAACACACGGAUGGAUCUUUUUAUCCCAGGAGAACAGUACUUCUACCUGAAAGCCAGAAAUGCAGCUGAGAGGCAAAAGUGGUUGGUUGCCCUAGGAACUGCCAAAGCCUGCUUGACUGACGUUAGGACACAGAAGGAGAAAGGCAAGCUCUUCUCUGAGUUUACAGAAAACACUGAAGUACUCAAAAAACGAAUGGCAGAACUUAGACUAUAUUGUGACCUCCUUGUUCAGCAAGUGGAUAAAACUAAGGAAAUGGGCCUAUCCAGUGUAGCAGAAUUUGAGAAUGAAAUUGAUAUGGGAGCACUGUUGAAAUCCACAUGUACCACAUUCCUGAAGACUCUUGAAGAAUGUAUGCAGAUCGCCAACACAGCCUUCUCUUCAGAACUGCUGCAGUGCACACCAUCUGGGUCUCCACAUUCAGUAGCUCUCAAAUCAAACAAGCUGAAACCUCCUGGCAUACCUAGUCACACUAUAUCAGAAAGGCAGAUGGAACUGAAAAACUGUGAAAACGGCUCUAUAUAUGCAAACUCUAACUUUCAUGAACAAACCCUGGUUGAUAACCGGAUACCUGUACUCCAGAAAACGGAUGAGAUGAACUGUGAAGUAAAUGAUGAGAAGAAUUUGACAGGUGAUAUCAGUGAAGAUGGCAGGAACCAGUUGCCACCGAAAGAGGAGAAUCGUGAUGGUGAAUCUUUGCAGCCCAAGGUCCAUUCUGCAAGCCAGUCAACAUCGUUGCAUUUGGCAGAAGAAGACCAGGAUUUUCCUACUUUCUUUAGUGUCAUGAGCAAUAGAUUCAGUGAUAUCGACCUUUUGGAGGAUGGUGGCAUACCCACAGAAGAAUUUCUGCAAUCUUGUUAUGCAAUAGUUCCAGUCUUGGACAAACUUGGAUCCACAGUCUUCGCUCCUGUUAAGAUGGACUUUGUAGGAAACAUCAAGAAAAUAAAUCAGAAAUAUAUAACCAACAAAGAUGAGUUCAAUACUCUUCAGAAAAUUGUCCUCCAUGAAGUGAACACCGAAGAAGCCCAAGUUAGAAACUCUGCAACCGAGGCUCUCCUCUGGCUUAAAAGGGGUUUAAAAUUUCUGAAGGAGUUUUUAACAGAGCUAAAGAACGGAGAGAAGAAUAUUCAAACAGCACUGAAUAAUGCUUAUGGCAGAACAUUACGACAGCACCAUGGGUGGGUCGUCCGUGGAGUUUUUGCGCUAGCUUUAAGGGCAUCCCCCACCUACGAAUGCUUUGUGGCUGCCCUGUCUGUCGGAGAAUGCGAUCAUCAAGAACUUUUUUAUAGAGGGAUGCAAAGGGACCUCAGCAUCUACCUACCAGCCAUGGAAAAGCAGCUCGGCAUCUUGGAUGCACUGUAUGAGGAACACGGGCUGGAGUCAGAUGAAGUGGUGUGAGCUCCAGCCAAAGCAGUGCCUCGCAAAUUCAGGGAUUGUGUUUGUUAACAUAGCUUUUUUCCCCAGAAGGCUAUUUCUGUUUCUUUGGUGUUUUUUCUCCAAACUUGAGAUGGGAAAGGACUCAAAGGUUUCCUUUUUUUAUACACAGGGUUUUUAAGAAAAUUAAUAAUGCUUGUUUGUGUUUAAAUGCAAAGGUGCUAUAUAUUCUGGCAAUGCUAUGCCUAUCCUCAUGGGAAAGCAUCUUACGCCAAAUCCGGUAGUGUUUACCAUGCGGCAGACCAUCCGUUGAGGUUGAAGACAUGGAGUUUAGACCCAUUGUACUAAACAGCUUGGAAUGUAUCCAAGCGAGUGAAGUGGUUCCAGGUUCACAUCAAUGGGAGCAAAAAGCAGAAUUUAGACUUGCGAUGACAAUUCUCUGCCAAGAUUUCUAAGCCACUUCCAACGUUAGCACGCAGGCAAGGCAUUCUUGUAUGCUAAAUUAUAAGCAGGGACCAGAGAUUAAUAUCACAAUUUACGCAUUCAGUGAUGAGGGCCACAUCAGUAUGCACUAGCCAAGGAUCUGCCCAUGAUACUUUUCAUAAGCAACGGCAGCCAUCUUCUUCUAAAAUAAGGGCAUAUUAAGCUUCCCAUGGUUGGACCUUUAGAACUAAGGGGAAAGCACUGGAGAAAUCUUAGUGCUGGCAUUGGUCCUUACUCUGCAAUCACCCCAAUGCAGUACAAUUUGGUGUCGGUGUGUGUGUGUGUGUGUGUGUGCACAGUGCAUUUGCUGUGUAACUUGUGGGAAACAGAUGCACUGGAAGAUACAACCUUUAUUUUAAGGGCCUUUUUGCUGCCAGAUCUUAUUGAUUCUGUGUGUGAUUUAAAGAGCUAGCAGAUCUGGGUUACAAGAAGCUGGAUUUGAACAGAAUCAGUGCUAAAGGGUUUGUGAUCCAUGCCACAAGAACAUUGCUUGGUAGCUGGGAAACUUUUUUUUAAAAGGGCUCAAAAUCUCACCAAGCGUACAAGAGCUGCUGGCACUGUUAAAAGGCAUAACUGGUUUGUCUAAGCAGAGUUCAGGGUGAACAGGUUUCCUUGCAGCUGAAGAUAAAAAUCCAAAUAGGCUGCAUACAGAAUGUAUUCUAUUAGUGCUAAUGUUCAGCUCAAGAGUUUCUUCUGACCACUGAGGAAUUAAUUCAGAAUUUUUAUGUCACUCAAUGGGUAAGAGGGAGGACAGCAGUCUGGAAGAGCAGGGGCUAACGUUCUGCAACCUAAGGGCUCCCUACCAAUGUACUUAACAGUGGCCAAGAGAAGUUCCUGGCCGUCGUGUUUUUCAUUUCUUUCCCAGCACCUUGCCAGGCAGCCUCCAUUUCCCCCAUCCCACUGCACUGCUGUCUCCACUUGUUCUUUGGCAUGGUUCUCCUCCUCGUUGCUGUGUCACAUACACUCCAGUAUCGCACAGGAUGGACACUUUGCUUUCUUGAAAUGCUUGGAGUUGUGCGCUUACUGUUUUGUCACACCAGUUUGGAAACAAUGGAGGCCUGGGGGAACUGUGUUAAUUCCGGUAAUUGGAAGCCUGUUGUGUGACGUCCUCAGCCACAUGGGGAAGCCCACCAUUCUCUUUCCACAGAUUUUAAUGCACUUGGUAAUGCUAGGCUUAACCAGAUGGCUGGAGGCAACAGUGCCUUUCCACAUGGCUACAGGUACCAUUUGUGAAACCUGCAGCAUUGCUCCCAGUCAUUCGAAUCUGUCAUCAGUGGCAUAGUUAUGAAAAAUAAAUAGAAAAAAAGUUUUCUGUGCUAACAGUGUUUCACCUUGACUAGUCUUGUCCCUACUGGAAUUAAUAUUCUAUUGCACCUUUUCUGUCUCCUAGGAGAAAUGCAUCUACUUAACCAUAAAACAAAUCCAUUUGUAUCUUAUGCUUGUGACCCCGGCACCUAGGGGAAGGGGAGAGAGCAACAAAGGCAAGAACCUUCCCCCCCAACAGUAACAUCCCCAAACACCACCAUAACUUUAUUGGUUACA